Messenger RNA from Lolium rigidum, 1720 nucleotides. RefSeq names its product cytochrome P450 94A1-like. The record is from RefSeq and is a predicted model, not a curated record. The transcript has a single exon. Gene Ontology annotation, molecular function: iron ion binding; oxidoreductase activity, acting on paired donors, with incorporation or reduction of molecular oxygen; monooxygenase activity. The coding region runs from base 1 to 1614 and encodes 537 amino acids. NCBI's taxonomy places the organism in Eukaryota, Viridiplantae, Streptophyta, Magnoliopsida, Poales, Poaceae.
AUGGACGGCAACAUCGCGCUGCUGCUGCUGCUCCCAGUCCUUGUCGCCGUCUACCUCCGAUGGCGCCGUGGCCCAGCCGCCGCGACCAGCGCGAACCACUGCCCGCACCCGAACCGCGUGCUGGGCAACACCGUGCCGUUCCUCCUGAACCUGCACCGCUUCCUCGACUGGGCCACGGACCUCCUGGCCGCGUCCCCGGCGUCCACCAUCGAGGUCCGCGGCGCGCUCGGACUUGGCAGCGGCGUCGCCACCGCCAGCCCGGAGGUCGUGGACCACUUCCUGCGCGGGAACUUCCCCAACUACGUCAAGGGCGCGCGCUUCGCCGUCCCCUUCGCCGACCUCCUCGGCAGCGGCAUGUUCCUCGCCGACGGCCGCCUCUGGAGCCUCCAGCGCAAGCUCGCCUCCUACUCCUUCUCCUCCCGCUCGCUCCGCCGCUUCUCGGGCCGCGUCCUCCGGGCGCACCUCCGCGGCCGCCUGCUGCCCUUCCUCGAUGCCGCCGCCGCGGGGUCCGGCGAGGCCGUCGUUGACUUGCAGGACGUGCUCAAGCGUUUCGCGUUCGAUAACAUCUGUGGCGUCGCGUUCGGGGUCGACUGCUCCACGCUGCUCGAGCUCGAGGCGGGUGGAGACCAACGGCAACACGAGGCGUUCUUCGCGGCGUUCGAUGACGCCGUGGAGAUCACCUUCGCGCGGAUCCUCCACCCGACGACCCUGGUGUGGCGGGCGAUGAGGCUCGCCAACGUCGGCAGCGAGCGCCGGAUGCGCGAGGCGAUCAGAGUCAUCGACGAGUACGUGAUGGGGAUGGUGGAGCAGCUGCGUGCACGAGGAGGGGCCGAGGAGCAGGAGCAGCACCUGCUCGCGCGGUUCGCGGCGGCCAUGGACGAAGAAGCCGCCCUCGGCGGGGAGCUCGGCGAGAUGUUCGGGUCGCCGGACGCAAAGCGGCGGUUCCUGCGGGACGUCGUGGUGAGCUUCGUGCUGGCCGGAAAGGACACCACGUCCUCCGCUCUCACCUGGUUCUUCUGGCUCCUCGCCGCCAACCCGCGCUGCGAGCGGCGCGUGCACGAAGAGGUCACGCGCUGCUCGGACACCGAGAGCGACGACGCCGGGUAUCACGAGGAGCUGAAGGGGAUGCACUACCUGCACGCGGCGAUCACGGAGGCGAUGCGGCUGUACCCACCGGUGCCGAUCAACUCGCGGGUGGCGGCCGCGGACGACGUCCUCCCCGACGGCACGACGGUGCGGGCGGGCUGGUUCGUGGACUACUCGGCGUACGCGAUGGGCAGGAUGCCGCGGCUGUGGGGGCCACGAUGCCGCGAGUUCCUCCCGGAGCGGUGGCUCGACGUCGAUCAAGGCGAGUUCGUGGCGGCGGACGCGGCGAGGUACCCGGUGUUCCACGGCGGCCCGCGGGCGUUCCUCGGGAAGGAGAUGGCGUACGUGCAGAUGAAGGCCGUGGCUGCCGCCGUUAUCCGCAGGUUCCGGGUGGAGCCGGUGCGGGCGCCUGCUAGCAUGGGCGCGCCGCCGCCGUACGAGAUGACGGUCACGCUCAGGAUGAAGGGCGGGCUGCGCGUGCGGAUCAGGAGGCGGGAAGAAGACGACUCAACAAGGAAAUGUCUGUAGAGAAUGCAUUCUGUCAAUUUUGGAUCUGCACAUAUCGAUAAUAUCAAAGUGGUAUCAUCAUGUUCACCAAGAAUCUAGCUGAGACCUAACUUCGUGCUCAGUUAAG